AUGGUGGAAAAGAAAUCCAAGUUAGGCACCUUCAUUCUCCAACAACCACCACCUAAAUCUCAUUUUUUAUUGCUUUCUGGUGAAGGCUUCAAGGAGUUGGAGGAUCUUGGCAGACGACCAUUUUUUAAGGAUGCGAACCCUAAUGGCAUAAACAUGGUGGAUUCUGUUCAUGGAAUAUUUUUUUUACAUAACCGAAUGACCAGGGAUAUUGCUCUUAGGAACCCUGCUACCAGACAAUGUAGACUUCUUCCAAAAUCGUCAAAUGGAAACCCCAAGGUUGGACAUUACCAUCGUGAUUUUGUUGGUCUAGGUUUUGAUGUUGAAACCAGGGAUUACAAGGUGAUACCAGUCUUUUCUCUCGAGCCCCCAAAAAAUAACAUAUGGUUAGGCCUUAACUGCAUGCGCAAAGUUCAGAUAUACUGCCUAAGUACUGAUUCCUGGAGGUUGGUAGAUUCAGAUUUCCGUACUCGUUCUUCUGACGGAGCAUUAGGACGGAGUUUGAAUGGUAUUUAUUUUCAUCUAGGUGUGAACUACUCUGCAGAACCUAAUGAGCAAGUGGUUUACUGUGUAGACACUAAUAAGCAAGUGAUUUUGUCAUUCGACUUGAGCAAAGAAAAAUAUCGAAGAAUACGGAGACCAGUCGAUCAAUUGCUUCAUCUAGAAUCAAUAGGUGAUAAAUUGGCUUGCAUUUCAGAAUGUUCUGGAAUAUACAAGGUAUGGAUGUUGGGUGGUUACAAUACGGAGGAGGAGAUGUGGACUGAGCUUUACAGAGUUGGACCCCUGUAUGACUACUUGUUUGAUAUCCUCACAUUUUCUUGGAAUGGAAAGUAUAGUUUGUGUGUAUGCAACUCUAUUACAGAUGAGUUUGAGGAUCUUGCUUUGAGUUUGGGUCCCGAUCAAAGGUUGACUAUUCUUGACCAUCCAACAAUCAGUUAA
Papaver somniferum (opium poppy) is the source of this 936-nucleotide messenger RNA. Its product is annotated as F-box protein CPR1-like. Lineage: Eukaryota; Viridiplantae; Streptophyta; Magnoliopsida; Ranunculales; Papaveraceae. The coding region runs from base 1 to 936 and encodes 311 amino acids. The record is from RefSeq and is a predicted model, not a curated record. The transcript is spliced from 2 exons.